AUGUCAGUAUUGAAAUCGCCAUUGACCAAAAAUCUUCGUAUUGCACUUAUCCAGCUCAAAGCUGGUGCAGACAAGGCUGCGAAUCUCAAUUCUGUCAAAAAUCAUAUCGAAAAAGCCAUUUCCACUUCCACAGUUGGACCUCUAGAUGUGGUUAUGCUUCCCGAAUGUUUCAAUUCUCCCUAUGCUGUGGACCAAUUUCGUCGCUAUUCCGAGUCUAUUCCUGGCGGAGAGACCACAGAAUUCUUGUCGAGUCUUGCAAAAAAACAUUCGGUGUAUAUUGUAGGAGGAUCUAUUCCUGAGCUUGCUGACGAUAAGGUGUAUAAUACUUCACUCACGUUCGAUCCCAAUGGGGAGAUCAUUGCCAAGCAUCGCAAGACCCAUUUGUUUGACAUUGACAUCAAGAACGGUAUCACCUUUAAAGAACUGGACUCAUUGAGCGCCGGCGAUAAAGCCACAGUUUUCAAGCUUGGAGACUUUGGAAAUGUGGGACUCGGGAUCUGUUACGAUAUAAGAUUCCCUGAGUUGGCCUCAGUUACUGCCCGGGCACCUCACAACUCAUUUGCUAUGUUUUAUCCUGGAGCAUUCAAUACCACUACUGGUCCUCUUCACUGGCAUUUACUCGCAAGAUCUCGGGCGGUAGAUAAUGAAAUGUUUGUCAUUUUGUGCUCUCCAGCUAGAGACGUUGGAGGUGACGGGUACCAGGCGUAUGGGCACUCUUUGGUGGUGGAUCCUUAUGGAAAAAUUGUGGCAGAAGCUGGAGAAGGCGAAGAAGUUUUGUUUGCUGAAUUAGACCAUACUCUUCUACCCGCGGUUCGUCAGGGCAUUCCAGUGCACUACCAAAGGAGAUUCGAUGUGUAUGGCGACUAUGUAGGAGAGGGAAAGGUCAAGGUGAGCGAUAAGUAG
Messenger RNA from Meyerozyma guilliermondii ATCC 6260, 903 nucleotides. RefSeq names its product putative hydrolase (gene NIT3). The transcript has a single exon. Gene Ontology annotation, biological process: L-glutamine metabolic process; oxaloacetate metabolic process. Gene Ontology annotation, cellular component: mitochondrion. Bases 1 to 903 code for a protein of 300 amino acids. The record is from RefSeq and is a predicted model, not a curated record. Lineage: Eukaryota; Fungi; Ascomycota; Pichiomycetes; Serinales; Debaryomycetaceae. Gene Ontology annotation, molecular function: omega-amidase activity.